Messenger RNA from Anopheles bellator, 1623 nucleotides. RefSeq names its product 4'-phosphopantetheine phosphatase. Gene Ontology annotation, biological process: coenzyme A biosynthetic process. Bases 410 to 1519 code for a protein of 369 amino acids. Lineage: Eukaryota; Metazoa; Arthropoda; Insecta; Diptera; Culicidae. The record is from RefSeq and is a predicted model, not a curated record. The transcript has 5 exons. Gene Ontology annotation, cellular component: nucleus; cytosol. Gene Ontology annotation, molecular function: pantothenate kinase activity; ATP binding.
GCUCGCUUGAAUUGCCUACUAACUGCGGAAAAGUUAUCAUCACUCGUGCAAAAAAUAACGUGAGAAUCAGCGAACACAAGAUCAUCUAAAAAGUACUUUCAAAUUUUGUGUUGCACGAUGCUCGUUUUAACUUUCUGGCAGCACUUCCAUUAGAUCCACAUUUUAUUUGUAUGAAGUGUCAAAUUUCGCCGAUCGAAUGAGACAAAAGAAAGAAAAGGAACGGCAUGAUAAAGAUAAUGUUAUUAUGUAUACGCUCCGAAAGCAAAUCCGAAUUGCGACGUGCUGAGCCAGUUUAGAUGUUUAUCAACAAUCUGCUGCAACUGUGGAAGUACCAGUGGUUUUUAGUAGUCCACUUUAGUUGUUGAUUGGCAAAGAAGAAAUUAACAACACGUAGCUGAGAAACGGGAAAAUGACCAUGCAAAACAAUGCCCGCAGUAUUGUCAUCGAAGGAAGGUUUUCGCCCUGUUCGUUGCUGGCAGACCUCAACAAUUACAAUCCGGAUACGUUGGAUCUGUACCAGGAUCUGGAGGCCCAACAAUACUGGUUCGAAUGUUUUACCCAAAUGCUACUCAAGUUCGAAAGGCAGGCAGGCAACAGUCAACCGACGGACGAGAGCGCCAAGCAUCGAGCAGCGAGGUUCCGGGAGUACUGUGUGGAAGAAUUCAACAAACUAAAGGAUGGCAAAGGAGAAUCAGCAUCAUUGGGCAUAAGAAACCUACUGAAUAUUAUCGAAAGUGCUCUAAAAAUGCACGGAUUCUAUGAUCCCUGGAAAGAACAGAAAGCGAUAGAAAACAACGCAUCGGUAGGCCUAUUGAAACAGCGGCUUCAUCAACUGGAUGCGCUGGCUUGCGAUCGAGAGAAGUGGACGGAAGUUGUACGCGGAGUAUUAGCUGGAAACAUGUUUGAUUGGGGUGCUCAAGCUGUCACAAAGAUUUUGGAAACAAACAAUAGCUUUGGCCUCCAACAGGCGCUCGAUAGGAUACAGAAAAGACCGUGGCUCAUUGACGAUUUGGACGAAUGGUUAAAAAGGAUGGAGGACACGCCACACAGAUGUGCCACCAUCUUCACCGACAAUGCAGGAAUCGAUUUCGUCCUCGGUAUUGUGCCCCUGGUCCGUGAGCUACUGAAACGAAACACUAAAGUUCUGCUGUGUGCAACGAUUAACCCAGCCAUUAAUGAUAUCACCUACGCUGAGCUGGUCAAUGUGAUUGUAGUUUGCUGCGGGGAGUGCGAGAUCCUGCGCAAAGCUUAUCACGACGAGCACCGUUUGGAAUUGCUCGGAAACGAUCAGAUCGGGCCGUGCUUGGAUUUUCGAAUGCUUUCGAGUGAUCUUUGCGCUGCAAUUGAGAAGAACGGUGUGGACCUUUUAAUAAUAGUCGGCAUGGCCCGUGCUCUGCACACCAACCUUAACGCCAAGUUCUUGUGCGAGGCAUUCAAGCUAGCGGUUGUUAAAAAUGAAUGGCUCGCCAAACGGCUGGGUGGCGAAACGUUUUCCGUGGUGUGUAAAUACGAAAGCUAAUUAAACAUUACGCAUAUGUGAUGAAUUAAUAGAUGUAUAUUAAACAAACAAAAAACACAAAUUUAAACUCGAACUACAAUAAAGAUCGAACUUGUUGUUUACAU